Molecule: messenger RNA, 455 nt
Organism: Sinocyclocheilus grahami
Lineage: Eukaryota; Metazoa; Chordata; Actinopteri; Cypriniformes; Cyprinidae
Product: 4-aminobutyrate aminotransferase, mitochondrial-like
Exons: 3
Coding region: 174-455 (93 amino acids)
Biological process (GO): GABA catabolic process
Cellular component (GO): mitochondrion
Molecular function (GO): pyridoxal phosphate binding
Source: RefSeq, a predicted model, not a curated record
UUGACAAAUGUCGAUUCGACAAAGGUUAAUUCAAUUGCUGUUUGUUUUGGUUGGAUUGUGCGUGUUUACAAUGUUGAAUCUCUGCAGAUAUCGCAAUACAUGUAUAAUGAAUAGACUGACGAUAUUUUCGAUCUUCCUUUCUAGGUUACAAUCAUCCAGCAUUAGUGAAAGUGAUGACCAAUCCAAAUAAUGUGAGUGCAUUUGUCAACCGGCCGGCACUUGGUAUUCUGCCACCUGAGAACUUUCCAGACAAACUGAUCGAGAGCCUGCUAUCGAUUGCCCCCAGCGGGAUGACGCGAGUACAAACCAUGGCCUGUGGUUCCUGCUCCAAUGAGAAUGCUUUCAAGACCAUGUUUAUCUGGUACAGAGUGAGUGCACUUUCCUCAGUUUGCUCUUGCGCGGACUUGAUGUGUCAUGAGGACCCACACAAAGCACAUCUGCUUUAUGUACUCUAG